AUGUCCGCACCAAACAAGAUUGAUACCAAGUUAAACGGUCCCCGGCUGGUUGUCUCCCGUUUGUAUUCCCGCUCGGCAAGUGUCCAGGGGAUGGAGAGGGCAGGAGGGAUUGACCUGAGGGAUGUUGCUGCUCCAAGAUAUCAGGGGCUCGAUCGGGAAGCCUACUUUGCAUUCAUCGUGAUGCUGAUGGCCGUGUACUGGAGCACCGAGGUCAUCCCUCCGCCUGUCAUUGCCAUCUUUCCUGUUGUCCUCUUCCCAAUGUUCGGAAUCAUGACGUCCAAGGAAGUGUGCAAGCAGUACAUGAAAGACACCAGCAUGCUAUUCCUCGGCGGGUUAAUGGUGGCAGUGGCCGUGGAGACCUGCAACCUCCACAAGCGCAUCGCACUGCGAGCCCUCCUCUUGAUUGGCGUCCAGCCCGCUCUGUUGAUGAUGGGCUUCAUGGGCGUCACGGCGUUCCUCUCCAUGUGGAUCAGUGACACGGCCACCGCCGCCAUGAUGGUGCCCAUCACCCAGGCCGUGCUGGACCUGCUCAGCACCACCACCACACAGCCGGGAGAUCCAGAGCAGGGACACGGACAGACCACCGGAGAGCAGCAACUGGAGGAGAAGGAUGCCACAGAUGAAGAGAAUCAACCAGCUUUGAUCUCUCCGGUGGUUCAGACUCAGGAUGCUGAAGUGGAGAUAAGGGUGUCCGUGGUCCCGCACAGUGAUGAGCAGAGUGAGCAGUCGCGGGUACAGAAGAUGCUCUCCCUGUGUGUCUGCUACUCCGCCAGUAUUGGGGGCACGGCCACUCUCACCGGCCCCAGCCAGGUGCUGAAGGGGCUGUUAAGUCAGAUCUUCCCCGACAAUGGAGAUGUGAUCAACUUUGCCUCCUGGUUUGGCUUUUCCUUCCCGAACAUGCUGAUCAUGCUGACCUGCUGCUGGCUCUGGCUGCACCUGCUGUUCCUGGGAGUGAAUUUUCAAAGGUUGCGGAGUUGUCGUAGGAAGAACUCGCCGAUAGAGCAGGCGGCCUACGGCAUUAUCCAGGGGGAAUACCGCAAACUGGGCCUCAUGUCCUUCGCUGAGAAGCUAGUCCUCGGCCUUGUCAUCCUGCUGAUAACCCUCUGGUUCACCAGGGAGCCGGGCUUUGUGCCCGGCUGGGGCUCCCUCUUAAACAUUGAAGGCAAGAAGUUUGUCACCAACGCCACAGUGGGGAUGUUCAUCACGGUUCUCAUGUUUAUAAUACCGUCUCACAGGCCACGGCUCAAAGGCUGGGCCUGGAACAAGGCAAUUGCGGCUGAGCCAGGUCAGUGUCUGCCAGAGGACGUGAUCGGGAGCACAGUGCCCAGAGGUCCUAGUGUCCAUCAGUUUGUGCUGUGGCCCCAGUGUGUGGAGGUGCAACGCUUAGUUUCUCUGUCCAGUGGCCCCAGGGUCGUCCUUCCUUCCUCCACAGGCAUUGACUCCAGGGAACAGAAGGAUCACCGCUCUGGCCGACUGUUGGAAUGGAAAGAGGUCCAGCGGAAGCUGCCCUGGAAUGUGGUGCUGCUGAUGGGAGGAGGCUUUGCCCUGGUCCAAGGAUGUGAGGUAUCGGGCUUACACGUGUGGAUGGGCAGACAACUGCUGCCAUUGAAGAACCUGCCGCCAUGGAGCAUCGCUGCCCUGCUAUGCCUGCUCAUCUCCAUCUUCACCGAGUGCUCCAGUAACGUGGCCACUGCCACCCUCUUCCUGCCCAUGCUGGCCUCCAUGGUCGUCUUGUUCAAAUUGAACCCUCUCUACGUCAUGAUCCCAUGUACCGUCAGCACCUCCUUCGCCUUCAUGUUGCCAGUGGCCACUCCGCCCAACGCCAUCGUCUUCUCCUACGGCCACGUCCGGGUGUCCGACAUGGUCAAGGCGGGGUUUGUUCUCAAAGUGAUCAGUGUGGUGUCGGUCACCGUGGCCAUCAACACUUGGGGCCGUGCCAUGUUCCAUAUCGACACAUUCCCUGCUUGGGCCAACAUCUCCCGCUCACCGUGACCGGCAGCAGGGAGACGGCUGCCAUGGACGUCACUACCCGCCAGGUGCUGCCGACAGUCUGGUUAAUGGCGGGAGGCCCGGGGACAAGGCUACGUGGAGCGUGUGGAUGGUGGUUGGUGUGGGGUGUCUCGACUCAUUGUCAGUGCUUGAAUUUACAUGAAUAAAACAAAGUUAGUGCACCCGGGCAUGUCUGUCAGCCUGCAAUCCUCUCGCUGCCUUUCACACAGCCAUGAUUCAUUGAAUUACACAGCAUAGAGGCAGGCCCUUC
This is a messenger RNA of Leucoraja erinaceus (little skate), 2260 nucleotides long. Its product is annotated as Na(+)/citrate cotransporter-like. Gene Ontology annotation, biological process: citrate transport; monoatomic anion transmembrane transport. Bases 1 to 1992 code for a protein of 663 amino acids. The record is from RefSeq and is a predicted model, not a curated record. Gene Ontology annotation, cellular component: membrane. NCBI's taxonomy places the organism in Eukaryota, Metazoa, Chordata, Chondrichthyes, Rajiformes, Rajidae. Gene Ontology annotation, molecular function: sodium:dicarboxylate symporter activity; citrate transmembrane transporter activity; succinate transmembrane transporter activity. The transcript has 13 exons.